Periconia digitata is the source of this 984-nucleotide messenger RNA. The record is from the annotation of a GenBank genome assembly. Lineage: Eukaryota; Fungi; Ascomycota; Dothideomycetes; Pleosporales; Periconiaceae.
AUGUCCUUUGAUACUGGUUCGAGAGCGGAUCCCGCAUGGGAGUGGCCAGAGAACAUUCCCAAAGAAGAGCCACCAGAACAGGGCGCGUCAUUUCGACAGCGUACACCGUAUUUCUCUUCUCCAGCCGCGGAAGAGUCGAUGCACCAGGAUCGAUCCAGGGAAGAACACCCGCGUGCAGAGCCUCCACAAUCGGACCAGGACCCUCACUCUUCACCACGAGGCCAUUGGCCGCCUCGGCAAUGUCGCAUUUGUUUAGAUACUGUUCAGCCUACCUUCGAUGCCCCGUCCGAGUAUGUCCCUGGCUUCAUGCAGACCGCUUCCAAGCCUAAAUACGAGGAUGAAAAUGGUCGAUUGCUUAGACCCUGCAUGUGUAAAGGUUCGUCAAAGUACGUUCACGAGUCUUGUCUACAGGCCUGGCGUCAUGCAGAUCCAAGUUACGGGCGACGGAAUUAUUUCCAUUGUCCAACGUGCGGCUUCCAAUACCGACUUGCACGGUUGGGAGCAGGCAGACUUGUUGGCAGCAUAGCCGCACAAAUUGGUUUGACUAUCACAAUUCUGGUUGUGGCUGUAUUCAUCCUAGGUUUCUUCGCAGAUCCCAUCAUCAACCUAUACCUUGAUCCUUGGAGCUUUCUCUCGCCAUGGUCACAAUACGAUUACUACUAUGAAGAUGACAAUGACGUCAUCGGCUGGUCUACCCACUUCGCCAAAGGGAUCGCUUCAAUGGGCGUCCUUGGAUUCCUGAAAAUUCUCGUCACUAAUCCCUUUAAUUACUUCCGAGUAGGGGGCGGAGGCAGGCGACGGGGAACAGGACGCGAUAGACAUGAGCAGAUCAGCUGGCUAAUCAUUUUGCUUGGCGUGGGGACGUUUCUACUGGCUGUCUACAAAGGAGUUCGCGCAUGGAGUCGUCGCACCCUCGAAAGAGCUGGCGAGCGCGUCAUGGAUGUGCAAGGCGACGAAGGUGAAGGUGACAAUGAAACGGAGUAG